UUGACUAAAUAAGCUCUUGUGUCAUGUAGUAUUAAUGUUAAACAAAGUAUAAAAAUGGUGCUUCUUUUGUACAGAUUUUUACCAAAACUGCAUUCAAUAAAAUAUGUUUUAAAGGAUAAGUAUUUAUCAAGAAGUAUCUAUUGUCACAAUAUUUUCAGAAACAAGGAAAAAGAAAAAGAAUAUGAAAAUUUUGUUAAAAAUCUUGAUGUUUACAAAGGUGGAGAUGUGAAUUUGCAUUUUUAUAAUGACGAUGGUAUUGCUGUAAUUACCUUUGAUAAUCCAUCAAGUAAAAAUGCUUUUACUGGCUCGAUGAUGCUUAAAUUUAGAUCCAUAGUAAAGGAGCUGCAUAACUGGGAACAAGGGAAAUGUAUUAUAUUACAGGGUGCAAAUAAACAGUUUUGCAGUGGUGGUGAUUUAAAAUCGUUUGUCCGUCACAUGGAAACACCACAACAUGGAUAUCUUAUGUCAAAGUUUAUGCAAUCUUUGACUUCAGAAUUUUCAAAAUUGCCAUUUAUUUCUGUUUCUUUGGUGCAGGGUAAUGCAUUGGGUGGAGGAGCUGAGAUUCUUACAUCAACUGACUUUAGAGUAAUGCAACAAAGUGCUGUAAUAGGUUUUGUUCAAACACGACUUAGCAUCACAACAGGGUUUGGAGGUACAACACGACUUGUUAAUAUUAUUGGUAAAAAAAAUGCUUUAAGGUUGUUGAUGUCUGGUUGCUUAGUGACAGCUGAGGAAGCAAUUCAAAUUGGCCUAGCAGAUAAAAUUGUUUGCGAUGAUAAGGAUGCAUUAGAAUCUUGCAUCAAGUGGUUAUUAAAUGAGCAAAAUUUGGCAAAGAUUGAUUCUCAACUUCUACAGAAUUUGAAGAUGUCUGUUAUGUACGCAGCUUCUAAUUCAUAUGAAGAAUCUUAUGAGUUUGAAAGAAAAAUAUUCAAGAAGUUUUGGAUGGGGAAAAUGCACCUAAAUGCUUUAGACAAAAACCUCAAGCAUAAAUAAACUUAAAUAUAAAGAUAAUUUUUGAUAGAUUUUUAUGAAUUUUUAAAAAAAUUUUGUGCAUCAACUUGUAAAAACAUACUUAUAAUGACUACAAUGAAAUGUUUUUUU
Hydra vulgaris (swiftwater hydra) is the source of this 1101-nucleotide messenger RNA. RefSeq names its product ethylmalonyl-CoA decarboxylase. The record is from RefSeq and is a predicted model, not a curated record. NCBI's taxonomy places the organism in Eukaryota, Metazoa, Cnidaria, Hydrozoa, Anthoathecata, Hydridae. Gene Ontology annotation, molecular function: catalytic activity. Gene Ontology annotation, biological process: fatty acid beta-oxidation. Gene Ontology annotation, cellular component: cytosol.